This is a messenger RNA of Colletotrichum abscissum, 1140 nucleotides long. Its product is annotated as beta-eliminating lyase. The transcript is spliced from 2 exons. Gene Ontology annotation, cellular component: cytosol. Gene Ontology annotation, molecular function: L-allo-threonine aldolase activity. Lineage: Eukaryota; Fungi; Ascomycota; Sordariomycetes; Glomerellales; Glomerellaceae. The record is from RefSeq and is a predicted model, not a curated record. The coding region runs from base 1 to 1140 and encodes 379 amino acids. Gene Ontology annotation, biological process: glycine biosynthetic process; L-threonine catabolic process.
AUGAUGCCCGACGACGAGAACACCCCUAUCCUCUGGGGUUCGCCCCAAGAAACCGGCGCCGCGUUCGACUUCAGGAGCGACGUAAUAACAACCCCCUCCCUAACAAUGCUAACCGCAAUAUCCCAAACAACCCUCUCCGACGACGUCUACGCAGAAGACGCCACAACCACCGCCUUCGAAACCUCGCUCGCGAGAACCUGCGGCCACGCCGCCGCAGCCUUCGUCCCCACCGGCACAAUGGCAAACCAGCUCGCCCUCCGCACCCUCCUAACCCAACCGCCCCACGCCGUCCUCGCCGACGCUUCCGCGCACAUAAUCCACUGGGAAGCCGGCGGCGUAGCACACCUCUCGGGCGCCACGAUCCAGGGCGUCCGCCCGCGCAACGGGUUGUACCUGACCCUAGAAGACGUCGAGAAACAUGCCGUCGUGACGGACGACGUACAUAAAUGCCCCACGCGGGUGGUGAGCAUCGAGAACACGUCCUCCGGCGUCGUCGUGCCGCUCGCGGAGCUGCGGAGGAUCAGAGAGUGGACCAGGGAGAGGGGGAUCGGCGUACACGUGGACGGCGCGCGGCUCUGGGAAGCCGUAUCCGCGGGCGCGGGCACCCUGGAAGAAUUCGGACGGUGCUGCGACGUUCUAACCCUCGAUUUCAGCAAGAACCUCGCCGCGCCGAUGGGCGCCAUGGUGUUGGGUUCGUCGGAGCUGAUCAAGCGUCUGCGGAGGAUACGCAAGAGUAUAGGCGGCGGGAUGAGACAGGCCGGCGUCCUGGCCGCCGCGGCGCGGCAGGCCGUUCUAGAGAAUUUCGGCCUGGGUAACCGAGACUCUCGGGGCGUGCUGGGGAGGAGCCGGGCGAUGGCGGCUGAGGUUGGGAGGAUGUGGGUUUCCCGGGGCGGAGUACUGCUAAAGCCUGUCGAGACGAAUAUGGUCUGGUUGGAUCUCCGGGGUUGCGGUGUGGGUUUGGAGCGGUGGAAUGAGGCUGGGAGGCGGAGGGGGAUCAAGUUGGAUGGGAAGAGGGUCGUGUUGCAUCACCAGGUUGGGGAGGGCGCGAUGAGGGCGUUGGGGGAUGUGAUGGAUGAGGUUCUUGGGAGGGUUCGGGGGGCGUCUGAUGGGGUUGGUGGAUUGCCCAAGGCGAGGUUAUAG